AACUCCACAGCUUCAUAAUGUUCCCAUCUGUUGUCUUCUGCUUAUAACAAUACUAGGUAUCUCAUCCUGGUUAUACCCAGCCUGACAUUUUCUGUCGAGUUUCGACAGCGAAUAUGGCGGCGCCUCACAGCUCUAAACGUUCCUUUACCGGUCAUCAUGUUUUAUUACCCGCGUCAGAGCAGGACAAUCAUGUCCUUAUACCCUUGGUGCCCACCCGCACUCUUAUGUCUUGGACCUUCGGUCGUGGAACAGUGAUAUACAGAAUUUGGCCUGCCGUCCUGUUGCAUACCCUUUUUGCUGCUGGUGUUGUGUAUCUAAGUCUGGAAACAAAGUAUAAUUUAGCUUUGCCUCCAGUCCUGCUCACUGUGCUUGGUCUCGUCAUCGGUUUCGUGAUAUCAUAUCGCGCCUCGAGUGGUUACGACCGCUAUUGGAUGGGACGGAGCUCGUGGUCCGAUGUUACAUGCACAGCACGAUCGUUCUCUCGCUUAAUCUGGUUUCACGUCCCUCCCCGACUUACCUCCAAAUCCUUAGAAGAAUUAGGCACAGAGGCAUCUGCCGAGGAGAUACUUACUGUCAUGACCGAAAAGAGGUUCGCACUUGACUUGGUCGAAGCUUUUGUCGUCGCAUUGAAGCAUCAUCUCCGAGGCGAAGUCGGGAUCUACUACGAAGACUUAUACCCUCUGGUCCAUCAACUCCACGGUCAUCAUGCACCUCAUCCUAAAGAUCCCGCCGUAAUUAAAUCGCCAACAUUACAACCUCCCUCAGAUGCUACAGUGUCUAGCAGCUCUACUUCUCGUCUGCUUUCAAAACGUGGUCCCACUAACCCCACUAACGACAUUGAGGAGCCCAGUAUAGUUCCCAUCAAUGCAUAUGGUACCUUUGGCCGCUCCGAAACUAGUUUCAGCACUCGUUCGCGCACCUUAGUUCGCCGACCCUCAAUACUUUCUUUUACGUCCUCGCAUGGCGACCACCAUACGAUCUUACCAUCUAACUUACAUGCCAAGGCCACAUUAUUUUCAAGCAUAUCUGCGGAACUUAUACCUUUUGAAAGUUUCUUUAGUUCCAUCGAGCGGUGGAUCAAGAGGAUAUUUGGUUUGAAAAGCUCAGACCGCCGUACUCACGCAAAACACCGCCCUCGAGUAGCAGGCGGUGGGGAGAAUCUCCCGCUAGAAAUUCUUCGAUGCUUGAGCGACUGGUGCGCCGUUUUGGAAGAGAGACAAACCGCUGGAUCCAGCUUGGGAGGAAUGCAUGGUUGCAUCUCUAGUUUUGAAAGUAGUUUAUCAGCCUUGGAAAAAAUUCUGACCACACCAUUGCCUUUGGUCUUUUCGGUUCAUAUUAAACAUACUGUCUGGAUCUACUUAUUUUUCCUUCCUUUCCAGCUUGUGGACCAAUUUAGAUGGCACACUAUAGCUGGUGUGCUCGUUGCAGCGUUCAUAUAUCUCGGUCUCGUAGCUGCAGGUGAAGAGAUAGAACAACCGUUCGGUUAUGAUGACAACGAUCUCGACCUCGAUCUGUUCUGCCGUGAAAUUAUUCACGCGGAUAUCGAGCUUCUCAAAGCGACCUCCUGCAACAACUCCCAUGUCGACUCUCAGUUCACACGCACAAACGGCAUGAUUUCCAUCGUCGCUGCCAGAGAGAGGGUGCAUGUUGACUGAAGUAUGUAUGUACCGGCCAGAAUUAUAGGCUAUACAGCGCAGGCUACAAUAACGCUUGCUUUGAAUGCGCGAUCAGCCACAUUUUACCUGAAUGGAAAGCCAACUCAACCACUUA
This is a messenger RNA of Serpula lacrymans var. lacrymans S7.9, 1770 nucleotides long. RefSeq lists its product as uncharacterized. The transcript has 14 exons. Gene Ontology annotation, molecular function: chloride channel activity. NCBI's taxonomy places the organism in Eukaryota, Fungi, Basidiomycota, Agaricomycetes, Boletales, Serpulaceae. The record is from RefSeq and is a predicted model, not a curated record. The coding region runs from base 114 to 1655 and encodes 513 amino acids.